AUGUGUCUUAAAAGCAUCGAUGUGUUACUGAUUGACAUUGCUGUGGACUUUGAUGUCCUGUUGGAUGGCGCCGAGCCGUAUUAUCUGCUCCACGCCAACCUUGGAGACAAUGUGACUUUGCUGUGUUUCUCCCAGACCGUUGCCACCUAUUUGUCCUGGUACAAGCAGAUUCCAGGGGAGCAACCUCGACUCAUAUCCACCUACUACAAAUCUGACCCCAACUCCAACACAUUUCACGAUGAAUUCCACAAUGAAUUCCAAAAUAAAUGGCUAUCAGUGUCAACAGGAGCUGGGUCCUACCACCUGAAGAUUUCCAACACCAAGGACUCUGAUUCAGCCGCGUACUACUGCGCACAAACUAUUAUUUGUCAGACUCAGUUCAUCAAUGGAACACUUCUAAUUCAAAAGGAGUCCAACAUCAAGUCUUUCCUGCAACAGCCCGAUGCCGGAACGUACUACUGUGCCGUGGCUUCAUAUGGGAUGAUAGUGUUUGGCCAAGGAACAAAGGUGGAUGUUACAGGGCUACAACCCACUCCAAGGUCACCAGAAUACACUAGAGACAAUCAGGGCACAGACUCUGAUACCUUGCAGUAUGCAGCACUGGAAUUCAAAACAAAAAGUAAGUUCAAGAGAGCGACAAGGUCAGAAAAGGACUCAGUCUACUCUGGAGUGAGACUGUAA
Messenger RNA from Thalassophryne amazonica, 681 nucleotides. RefSeq lists its product as uncharacterized. Gene Ontology annotation, biological process: response to bacterium. Bases 1 to 681 code for a protein of 226 amino acids. The transcript has 5 exons. NCBI's taxonomy places the organism in Eukaryota, Metazoa, Chordata, Actinopteri, Batrachoidiformes, Batrachoididae. The record is from RefSeq and is a predicted model, not a curated record.